AUGACUGAUUUAACAUUUAGUGAAGCCGAAGUUUCUUAUGUGUUGAGAUCACUUGAUUCAAGCAAAGCAACAGGUCCUGAUGAUAUUCCUGCAAGACUACUGAGGGAAACAGCAGAUGUGAUAACACCUUCCCUGUGCAAGCUGUUCAAUAUAUCAGUUAUUUCAGGAACAAUACCAGAUGAAUGGAAAUUGGCUAAUAUUGUGCCCGUGCACAAGAAAGGUGACAAAGAGUAUGCUGAGAACUAUCGCCCAAUUUCCCUAUUAUGUAUUACAUCCAAAGUUAUGGAACGCUGUGUCCUAAACAACAUAAAAACUCGUUUGUAUGAUGCAGUUAACAUGUGUCAACAUGGGUUCAUGGCCGGGAGAUCUUGCAUAUCAAACCUCAUCGACACUCUUGACUACGUUGGAUCGUGUUUAGACAGUGGAAGACAUAUAGACAUGAUUUAUAUGGAUAUGUCAAAGGCAUUCGACAAGGUCGAUCAUGAUGUAUUAAUACGAAAGCUGCAGAAAGACUAUGGUUUUGGAGGUAAUCUCCUCAGAUGGUUUCGUUGCUAUCUAGAAAAUCGUAAACAACGUGUUACAGUGUUAGGAGCAACGUCAGACCUACUUCCUGUCACGUCUGGUGUACCGCAAGGUUCAAUACUUGGUCCAGCAUUGUUCCUCCUCUACGUCAAUGAUCUGCCAAGCAAUGUGAAGUCAAGUCGUGUUGCAAUGUUUGCGGACGAUACCAAAGUCUUCAAGGCAAUACAAUCGCCCAAUGAUGCAAUAAAGUUACAGGAAGAUAUCACUAACUUGGGGAUCUGGUCAUCUGAAUCUGGCUUACAAUUCAACGAAGCAAAAUGCAAGGCACAAUCCAUCACCCGUAAAACCAAUCCAAUCCCUACCACCUAUUUUAUGA
Paramuricea clavata is the source of this 898-nucleotide messenger RNA. The record is from the annotation of a GenBank genome assembly. NCBI's taxonomy places the organism in Eukaryota, Metazoa, Cnidaria, Anthozoa, Malacalcyonacea, Plexauridae.